CCUAGUAUUCUUGGUAUCACUUUAUCGUCCCUUAUAGUUCUCCUGUUUUGGCCGGAACCCCAGACCCCGGGAACAGCAUUUCAACGGAAGUGCUUCUUGAGUGGUGGCUUGUUAUCUGCUCUGUCUCUUGCAAGUUACCUUGGGGCCGCUUGGUUUUUGAACACCGUCCAGCCUCAGGUUGUCAGGGAGAUGCGUACAAGCAAACUCAGGCUCACAGCUAUUUCCAUUUUGUUGGGAAUGCCAUCGUUCUGGAAUCUUUUGAGCAUAUAUUCUUACCUCAUUGGAGUGUGCGGAGCUUUCUGGCUCGAUAAUUGCACCUUUAUGACAGUGAUGACAAUCAUGGUCAUCACUUUUAUAACCGUGAUGCCACUGGUGACUUGUACUUUGUUGUCCUAGUCACCCUUCACUACGAUGUUCCUCACGAGCUGGAAACACGUGAUCGUUGAACAAGUGAAAACUUAACUUGGG
Molecule: messenger RNA, 468 nt
Organism: Pisolithus orientalis
Lineage: Eukaryota; Fungi; Basidiomycota; Agaricomycetes; Boletales; Pisolithaceae
Exons: 3
Coding region: 190-396 (68 amino acids)
Source: RefSeq, a predicted model, not a curated record